This is a messenger RNA of Monoraphidium neglectum, 199 nucleotides long. RefSeq lists its product as hypothetical. Lineage: Eukaryota; Viridiplantae; Chlorophyta; Chlorophyceae; Sphaeropleales; Selenastraceae. The transcript has a single exon. The annotation marks the transcript as partial. The record is from RefSeq and is a predicted model, not a curated record.
GUACCGGCUUGGCGCCCCUGCCGCCGCGUACGCCGCGGCCUGGGCCCCGAUGGAGCGCCGGCUGGACGUGGCGGCGCGCGCGCUGCGCGUGCUGCGGUCCGACCCGACGCUGCCCGGGGACGCGGCGCAGGAGCGGGUGCUGCUCGGGAAGGCGGCAGGCGGCGGCGCGGGCGCGGGCGGGCGGCGGUACUCGGUCAAC